AUGCAUUCUAGGAUGCGACUUGACCGGAAUGUGCCCACUUGGAGGUAUCUAUACCGAGGGAAUUUCACAAGUCUCAGCCCAACCACCUGGCUCGGAGCCUAUCACACUGGUAAUGAGAUGAGACUCAUUUCCGCAUACCCAUUGUGUUUUGGGACUUAUAACCUAUCAAAGCUACAGCUCCAUCUGCGGGAGAGGCUGACGCCAGCAGAUACAUCCAAGCGAUUCGUCAAGUCUUACGAGUAUUUCUUAGGAGCAUGGGUCGCCUUUGCCAAGAACCCCCAAAAUGGACUCAGCAAAUAUGGAUGGCCACAGUUCAGUUUCGAUUGUCAGACUCUCCAAUUUUGUGAACCAACUUUGAUCAAUCUCGCCCUGGACAACACCACUCAGGUUGUGUUUACAUCAGCUAAUAUCCCAGUGGGAUAG
Penicillium canescens is the source of this 423-nucleotide messenger RNA. RefSeq lists its product as uncharacterized. Bases 1 to 423 code for a protein of 140 amino acids. NCBI's taxonomy places the organism in Eukaryota, Fungi, Ascomycota, Eurotiomycetes, Eurotiales, Aspergillaceae. The transcript is spliced from 4 exons. The record is from RefSeq and is a predicted model, not a curated record.